AUGAGUAAUGACGACGACUACUUUCGCGUGGGGAGGUCCAGAGGCCAAGCAGAGGGACACUAUGACGGAGCUGGGCUGCAGAGCUAUUCCCGCGAGCCAUCCACCGGAGUAUACGCGAAGAAUCUCAUCUAUGUGAGAUCGCGGAAUCCGUCACGGUCAGGCUCGCGCACUCCGCAUCCGCACAGCGAAUUCGAAACCAGCCGCUACUCAACAAUAUCGGCCCCGACCUCUGCACGCCGUCGCAGACCCUCGCAGGUAGUUGAUGUGCUCAGUCCAGAUAACAAUGAUGCUGUCAUUGUGACGGUUCAGCCGCCCUCUCGUUCUGCCUCGCCUCCUGGCGCCGACUUGCGUCCCAAGAAGAGCGUCCGUCGGCGAUACAGCUCCCCAGGCGACUUGCCACAGCGAAGGCAGCUUUCGGGUACACGGGAUGGAUCGCAGUCUCCAUCGUACUCGCGAGAUCAGUCGCCAUCCUCCAACCAACGACGCUCACGGUCGUCUUCUCCCUGCCCUGCCUCCCCACAGCCUGAUGUUGUGCAGUAUCAGGUCAUUCCAUCCCAGCCGCUUCCCCAGCAGCUACCGCAGCCCACCCCUGUCGCCCCAUCACAAGCCCAGUCACCACAUCCGCAGCCUCAAGCGCUACAGCCGCUCCCUCAGUCACCACCAGCGUCCCAGGCGCCGGCCGCCAGCGAGCCGGCGACGGGACCCAUUCAUUCCGCCCCCACGUACAACCCCUUGGCGACCGGCCAUGGAGCGGUGCUGUAUCGACCGCUCCAGCCUGGAGAGUAUCGCCUUCUCAAGCUCCUGCCAAAGCGAAUGGAGAUUGUCAAGUGCGAAAUCCUGCAUUUCCCACUCAACAGGGCCCCGCGCUACCGUGCGGUGUCGUAUUCGUGGGGCGAUGCCGAUGUUACCCAGAAGGUGCAGAUUGGCACGGAAAUCAUACAGAUCACCGCCAGUCUCCAAGGCGCACUCAAUGCCCUGCGUGACGAAGAGAAAGAGGUCUACGUGUGGGCUGACGGAUUGUGCAUCAACCAACAGGACAGAGACGAGCGCUCGCAACAGGUCCAGCUCAUGGCCAGCAUCUACGCGAGAGCCGAGAUGGUGGCCGUCUGGCUCGGUGCCGAGGCUGACGGCAGUCCGGAUGCCGUGAAGCUCUUGCAUGAGAUUGCCGAUAACAGAGACUCUCUGAAGAGGCUCAAGCACAUCCUCGACCCGCCCGAGCGCAGGCCAGCCUGCAAAGCCCUGGUCGCGCUCUUUGAGAGAGACUACUGGGACAGGCUGUGGGUCGUCCAAGAGGUGUUCAACGCCCACAAGAUCAGGGUCUACUGCGGGGAUUUGCGCAUACCUUGGCAGAUAUUCAGAGACGUGUGCGACGUCUUCAAAAGGUAUGAGAGGGAGCUCAAGCCGUACUUUGUGGCCGGGUUCAGCGACAACGCGGCGCUCACUCCGACCCAGGAUCUCAAGUACUCGCACGUCCUGACCCAGGGUGGGCCGGGCAGCUUCCCAGAGGUCAGCAGCGUCAACCGCCACGGGCACAUGUCCCUGUUUGAGGUUCUCUAUGCGUGUAGGACCAAGCUCGCCGCCGACCCGAGAGACAAGGUUUUUGGCGUUUUGGGCCUCCUGCAUCAGGAUAUCCGCGACGAGUUCCCCCCAGACUACAAUCGCUCAGUAAAGGACGUCUACAUUAGCGUUGUAGACUACCUGAUCACCAACACUCGCCGUCUGGACGUGAUAUGCGAGGCGAUCCACUAUCCAUUGCAUGUCAGCACCAUCCGGCUGCCCAGCUGGGUGCCAGACUGGUCACAUAUUCCCCAGCGCGAGAUGCUGCGCCGGCCAACCAGCUUCCGGGCCGACGGCGGGCAAGAUGCCGAGGUCACCUACCUGAGCGAGACUGGGCAGAAGAUGGCGACCGCCGGCAAUAUUAUGGAGAUCUCGGGAAUCCGACUCUCUACCAUCUCGAGGCGCGGCAUUGCCGUCGACGUGUUGAACACGCUUGACGACUAUCUCAUGGCGUUCUUGCAUUGGCGUGCCCUGCUCCUAGGAAAUCACGACGACGACGGCGAAGACCGCGAGUAUACCAGGCGAGUUCGCGCGGCAUUCUGCAGGACGCUGUGCCUUGGCGUGCCGCCCAAGAGGUAUCGAGACUCAUGGAGCAGGGUGUGCUAUCACGUCUUUGCUCGCCUGAUUCACGAGCGCUUGCCUUUUCUGCCUCUGGACGAGGAACUGCACAUGGCUGCCAAGGACGACCUUUCGAACCGGCCUGACGAUUGCGAGCAGGUCAUCGACGAGGGAUGCCACUUCAGCAUGCAAGGCCGGUCCUUCUGUAUCACUCGGCAUGGCCUCAUGGGGCUUGGCUCCGGCUACAUGGCGGUCGGAGACGUCGUUGUAGUUGCUUUGGGCUGUUCUACGCCCAUUAUUUUGCGACCAGUUGGUAAUAGUGGAAUGUUUAGAUUUGUCGGCGAUGUCUACAUUGACGGAUACAUGCAUGGCGAGGCAGUUGACGAGGAGAAGCAGGGGGGGAAGAAAUUAAAAAAGUUCAAACUAGUUUAA
This is a messenger RNA of Thyridium curvatum, 2547 nucleotides long. RefSeq lists its product as uncharacterized. The record is from RefSeq and is a predicted model, not a curated record. The transcript has a single exon. The coding region runs from base 1 to 2547 and encodes 848 amino acids. NCBI's taxonomy places the organism in Eukaryota, Fungi, Ascomycota, Sordariomycetes, Thyridiales, Thyridiaceae.